AUGAACCCGCCGCACAUCCUCAUCGCUCGCAACUCGCGCGGUCCCAACAUAAUCAACCCAUCCGCGUCGCUCAGCUCGCCUACCGAGACGCAUGCCGCCGCCGCAGGCAUCUUUCGUUCCUCUGGUGACCCGCCGUACUAUCUUGAGGAAUGCGAGUCGGACGAAAUGGUCUCCGCGCUUAGCAUCGACGGUGACUACGAGGACCCCAUAGAAAUAGACGACACGUUCACGGAAGGCAGUCGCUUUCCCGGCACUGUGAAGAUCAUUGUCGAGGCCACGACCUUCUGGGCACACAAAGAGGUCCUCUACUUUGCGUCGUCCUUCUUCAAGGCCGCCCUCAGUGGCGACUGGGCGGAGACAGGCAGGCCGCGGUCCAUGUCCUCCGUCAUCACCAUCUCGCAGCCCCCCUCGGUACCUGGGUCCCGGUCGAAAAUCGAGGACUCCCCCGAGUUGACAUUUGCGCCGGUCGACCCGGACACAGAACCUGAAGACAUAGACCUCGAUCCUGUCCAAGAGCACAUUCACCUUGUAUUGACAUACUGUCGCGCCACCAGGCGUACCUGGUUCCUCGAGCGCGUCCUCAAACUCGGGCUCAUCCAGGUUGCGAAGGAGUACCAAUGUUGUUCGACGUGUCCGGACCCCACGGCAUGUGCGCGUCUCCUGGAGGAGAAAUGGAAACAGGCCUACCAUGCCGUGUUCCGCUUUGGCCCAUGUCAGCCAUCCAUGGUCUUCCGCUAUCUACGCACGCUCGAGGGCGUGAGUCCACCUCUCUCGCUCACACAUCUCAGCUGCCAGAACACGGCCAAGGCCUUCGUUGCCACGCUGUUUGAUCGGAUGUUCUCGCUCGGCAUACGCGGAAGCGGGACAGACCCCGCCCCUCUCGGACGGGUUGCUGCUGUCGCAGGCACCGCUCCCGGCCCACGGCGGCAUUUUUUGUUCUGCUCUCUGAAGAGCGAGAGUACCUCACGCGGCAAGCGAUCGCGAGACUUCUCCUGA
This is a messenger RNA of Postia placenta MAD-698-R-SB12, 996 nucleotides long. RefSeq lists its product as hypothetical. NCBI's taxonomy places the organism in Eukaryota, Fungi, Basidiomycota, Agaricomycetes, Polyporales, Adustoporiaceae. The coding region runs from base 1 to 996 and encodes 331 amino acids. The transcript has 6 exons. The record is from RefSeq and is a predicted model, not a curated record.